Molecule: messenger RNA, 471 nt
Organism: Rangifer tarandus platyrhynchus (Svalbard reindeer)
Lineage: Eukaryota; Metazoa; Chordata; Mammalia; Artiodactyla; Cervidae
Source: the annotation of a GenBank genome assembly
AUGAAGCCGGCUUCUCAGUUCCAGCAGAGCUCUGGUUUUUCCGUCCCUCUCGGAGCCGCAAGAACACGGCGUGGCUGGGCAGCCAGGUAUGCACAGCUCACCGACCCCCGGGCCGCCGUCGGCGCCCGCCAUCUUGAACCCUCGGCUCUCCGCGGCCUCGCCGACGCCUCCUGUCCUCAGCCUUGUCCAGACCCUGGCUGCUUCUGCCAGGAGAAGAGUCCCCACCUCACCCACCCACCCAUGUGCUUGAGGAGCAGUGAAGCAAGUGAUAAGAGGGAGCCCUUGCGGCUCAGGGUGGGCUGGCAGAGCCCCAGGGCCAUCCCCACGCAGCCCCUUCCAGAGGCCCUGGAGAAGGUCAAGAGGCCUCCAGCUCCUCAAGUGUCUCUUGAGUCUGUGGUGCUGUCAGACAUGUCCAAACGGCUCCGUCCAGAACCACACCCUCUGAGCACACCCUCGGGUUCAGUCCUCUAA